Messenger RNA from Vitis riparia (riverbank grape), 2046 nucleotides. RefSeq names its product protein trichome birefringence-like 23. The record is from RefSeq and is a predicted model, not a curated record. Gene Ontology annotation, cellular component: Golgi apparatus. Bases 297 to 1580 code for a protein of 427 amino acids. Lineage: Eukaryota; Viridiplantae; Streptophyta; Magnoliopsida; Vitales; Vitaceae. Gene Ontology annotation, molecular function: O-acetyltransferase activity. The transcript is spliced from 3 exons.
CAGAAGUUUUGAACACCCCACUGUGGAAAGAUCACACUAAAUUUUUUGGUUCUCAUUUUUCUAUUCAUUUUGAUUGUGUUCUUACCUCUGUCAGACCAUACAUAUGAAGUGAGAGGCUUGGCUGUCGGUCGCCACUAUUUCGUCUUUAUUUCCAAUAGCAGUCUCGAAUCUUGGUCAUUGUGCAUCUGUAUCUGGCUAUUGAGAUCGAGGAGCCCACAAGGGCGAGUAGCUGAAGGGCCAUUUCUGCUUCAGAGAGAAAGAGAGGAGGAGAGAGGGGAGGGUCAGAGUCUAAGUAAAUGGUGAAGAACAUGGGGUUGAACUGGAGGCUAUGGUCGCUUCACAAGCACAAUCACUUGCUUGUGAAGGCCGCUGUCUCGAUUCUCUUGAUGGGUCUUGCUUUUCGGCUCUUGUUCGUUCAUUCCACAGUUCCAGAAACCCCUUUUGUUGAGAAGCCUGUAAUUCCAAACCCACCUGUUUCUGAGGAUGUUCCGGAGAUUCGAGAUCCGAUUCCUGAGAAAGUUGUUGCAGAAAAGUGUGAUCUCUUUACUGGGGAUUGGAUCCCGAAUCCAUCGGGUCCAGUUUACACUAAUGAGAGCUGCCAGUUGAUUGAAACUCAUCAGAAUUGUAUGAAAAAUGGACGGCCUGAUUCAGCGUAUCUUUACUGGAGGUGGAGUCCAAGGGAUUGUGAGUUGCCCCAAUUUGAUCCAUAUAGGUUUCUUGAGUUGAUGAGGAAUAAAGCUUGGGCUUUAAUUGGUGAUUCAAUAACCCGAAACCAUGUUCAGUCUUUGCUCUGCAUUCUGUCAAAGGUGGAACAACCUGACCACGUCUACCACGACAAGGGUUACAAAUCCAGAAGAUGGGUUUUCCCAUCAUACAACUUCACUAUCUCCGUUUUGUGGUCCCCUUUCCUGGUAGAAGCUGCUAUUUUUGAAGACAUGAAUGGGGUGUCAACAUCUGAAGUUGAGUUGCAUCUUGACCAACUUGAUAAGAAAUGGGUAGAUCAAUACCAGAACUUGAACUACAUGAUCAUCUCUACUGGGAAAUGGUUUCUGAAGAACACAAUUUACUAUGAGAACGGCACAGUAGUUGGCUGCCAUUCUUGUUCUAACAAGAAUCUAACCCAGUUGGGGUUUGAUUUUGCUUAUCAGAAGGCUCUUAGCUUUGUAUUCAAUUUCAUUGUAACAUCCAAGCAUAAGGGGACGAUACUUUUCAGGACGGCCACUCCAGAUCACUUUGAGAGUGGGGAAUGGUUCAGUGGUGGGGUUUGCCCGAAAGCAGAACCAGUUAAAGAAGGCGAAAUUGAGUUCAAGGGCUUGCACAGCAUUCUCCGCGACAUUGAGUUAGAGGAAUUUGCUAAGGCAGAGAAGAAAGCUCAGGAAAAUGGGGUGAACCUUAAACUCCUUGAUCUGUCAAAAAUUUCCUUACUGAGACCUGACGGCCACCCGGGUCCAUACAGGUUCUUCUAUCCAUUCGCCAGUGACAAGAAUGCCACAGUCCUGAACGACUGCCUGCAUUGGUGCCUGCCUGGGCCGAUAGACUCCUGGAACGACGUGAUAAUGGAGAUGGUGGUGAAUGGAUGAGAGCUCCAAACAAGGUCAGAUCAACAUAUUCAUAUCAUUCUUACACAGCAUGUCAAUCCAGAUGAUGUUUUCUCACAAAUUUGCUGAACCACCCAUUGAUUUCAAUAGUAGAAUGGUUUUUCUCCACUUCUCCAGAUUACUCUAGAAUUCCCAUCAGACCGUCUUUCCCACGAGUGCUUUGCUGUUGGGGUCUUCUGGUUCGCCAUGGAAUUAUAUCCCUGUUGAGGCAAAAAUUACAGGAUAUUUUUGAGGAGGAAACUGAGGUUAUUUGGUAAAUAUUGUUGUUUGUUGUUGUAGCUUAUCUGUGAUUGAUUCAGAUUUGCAGAGCUCUAUAGAAUUAUAGUACUGCAGUGAACAUUAAAGUAAUGAUCUAUUAUGUAGAUUUCUCAGUUCUUGGAUGGCCUUAAUGGUUGAAAGCAAAAUCAAACAUUCAAGGCUUCCAGUGAAUUUGAUGAUUGUGACCACA